This is a messenger RNA of Amyelois transitella, 1790 nucleotides long. RefSeq names its product probable cytochrome P450 305a1 (gene Cyp305b1). Gene Ontology annotation, cellular component: intracellular membrane-bounded organelle; cytoplasm. NCBI's taxonomy places the organism in Eukaryota, Metazoa, Arthropoda, Insecta, Lepidoptera, Pyralidae. The coding region runs from base 62 to 1537 and encodes 491 amino acids. The transcript has 8 exons. The record is from RefSeq and is a predicted model, not a curated record. Gene Ontology annotation, biological process: xenobiotic metabolic process. Gene Ontology annotation, molecular function: oxidoreductase activity, acting on paired donors, with incorporation or reduction of molecular oxygen, reduced flavin or flavoprotein as one donor, and incorporation of one atom of oxygen; heme binding; iron ion binding.
CGAUCUGUGGCCGUCACCGCUGGCACGUAAACGCAAGCCAGCCUGCGCGUGCGCCCAAAAUAUGUUCACAUCAAUCAUCAUCGUUUUAGUAUUAUUAGUAACGGGUUAUGUAUUAAGAAGUAUUAUUAAACCGAAAAAUUACCCGCCAGGCCCGAGGUGGUACCCCUUCUUUGGAAGCAGCUAUGUUGUGCAACAAAUGUCAAGGAAAUAUGGCACGCAAUGGAAAGGUCUGUCGAAACUGGCGAGAGAUUAUUCCACACAAGUUCUGGGACUGAAACUAGGGAGGGAACUGUUAGUUGUCGUGUUCGGUGAAAAGAAUUUGCACCAAGUUUUUACCCAGAAGGAGUUUGAAGGCAGGCCAGAUAGUUUUUUUCUGAGAUUACGUUGUCUUGGAAAACGGUUGGGUAUUACGUUUACCGACGGCCCUCUAUGGAAGGAGCACAGACAAUUCACACUGAAGCAUUUGAAAAAUGUUGGAUUUGGAAGAACUCUGAUGGAGAAGGAGAUUCAGAAGGAAAUGCUAACCGUCCUCGAGUAUAUAGAUAGAAAGAAACGCAAGUCUGUCAACGUGAAAGAGGUUUUGCCGUUGGCAGUUAUGAAUGUUCUAUGGAGAUACGUUGCUGGUGAAAAAAUAAAGGAAGAUAGAUUAAAAAGCCUGCUGGAAAUUUUGAAUAUGAGGUCCAGAGCUUUCUCAAUGGCCGGCGGAUGGCUCAACCAGAUGCCUUGGUGCAGAUAUUUUAUGCCUCGAAUGAGUGGAUAUGCACUUAUAGCGAAAAUGAAUAAAGAAAUUUCAGAUAUUAUUGAGGAAGCUAUAAAGAAACACAAAUGUAACGCAGUGGAAGGAACCGAUUUCAUUUACUCAUUCUUGAGGGAGAUCGAUGAAAACAAGGAAACGUAUACAGAGGAACAAUUGAAGACAAUAUGUCUUGACCUAUUGAUAGCUGGGUCACAGACUACCAGCAAUGUGGUGGAAUUUGCCAUCCUGGCAGCUCUCAGGAAUCAGGGAGUUCAACAGAAAAUGUAUGAAGAGAUCAAGAACACAUUAGGGGACGAUGUGCCGAGCUGGGGCGAUAGUUACAGGCUCACGUACACCUCAGCAUUUUUAUUAGAAGUCCAGAGGUUCUUCACGAUCGUCCCUCUGGCGGGUCCUCGACGGGUCCUCGAAGACACCCAAAUAGAUGGUUAUUUAAUACCAAAGAACACGACCGUUCUUAUUUCUGUCGCCGAUCUACACUUCGAUGCGGGAAUAUGGGACAAACCACAUGAAUUUAAGCCCGAAAGAUUUAUAGAUGAAACGGGCGCAUUGAAAAAUUCAGAGCACAUGUACCAUUUCGGCUUAGGUCGGAGACGCUGUCCGGGAGACUCAUUAGCGAAGUCCUUCAUCUUCAUUACAUUCGUUGGGAUUCUUCAGAAGUACAGAAUCGAUUGUAGCAAUGGAAUAUUACCUUCAGACGAACCGAAUGUCGGCCUUAUAGCGGCAGCUAAACCUUUUACAGUAGACUUUGUGCCAAGAACUUCUUGUGAUUCUAGUAAUUAAUAUGAAUAACAGCUUGCUUUCAAGUAGUAAUAAUUAAUUACGUGCAAAUAUUGAUCGCAAUAUAAGAUGAUGAUUUUGUAGUGAGAAAUUGUGCCAGCAUUCAGUAAUUUUAGAUUGAUAGUUUGAUUAAUCUAAGUCAGCAAGAUACCAAUUUAGGUAUUUAAAGAGUUGCUUUAUCACAAUUAUGGUAACUCGAUUGUAGGAUCGAUAUUGAAUAAAUAGAAUCUCAUGGCGGAUGAUUUUGUUUUAUUCA